AUGAAUUUCAUUAAGUUAAAUGAAGAAUCGGUGAGGGAAUCUAAUAAAAAUCUAUCAAUCAAUUUAUGCAUUAAUAAUUUUUAUUCACUUGAAAGAAUUCAUAAUUUUAAUAGGUCAAGUCAAUAAUAAAAAGCAUAAUAGAUGAUUCAAGGUAAAAAAUUACUUAAUUAAAUAAUAAAUUGGAAUCAAAAUAAAAAUAUAAAAGGGUUGUGGAUAUUUUAAAAUCAAUAAAAGGUGUGUACAUGAAUUAAUAUAUAUUAGAAAAUAAAAUUAGUGAAAAAUAUAAUAUACCUUAAUUAAUCUAGCAAUGUAAAACUGAAUAAAAAACUUAAAAAAAGUGAUGUGUUAAAUGAGUAAAAAAAAGACAAGUUUCAAUUGAUUGUGGAAUAUUUGGAUUUUAUAAAAGCGAUUGCAUUAUUUAAAAUGAAUAGAUUUGAAGAAGCAUUGGAGUAUUAUGAUUCAGCUAUUCAGAAAAACCCAGAAAAUGCAGAUUUUUAUAAAGGCAAAGGUAUAAUUUAAUGAUGUAUAUAUUUGUUUAGCGAUUGCAUUAAAAAAAAUGAAUAGAUUUGAAGAAGCAUUGGAGUAUUAUGAUUCAGCUAUUCAGAAAAACCCAGAAAAUGCAGAUUUUUAUAAAGGCAAAGGUAUAAUUUAAUGAUGUAUAUAUUUGUUUAGCGAUUGCAUUAAAAAAAAUGAAUAGAUUUGAAGAAGCAUUGGAGUAUUAUGAUUCAGCUAUUCAGAAAAACCCAGAAAAUGCAGAUUUUUAUAAAGGCAAAGGUAUAAUUUAAUGAUGUAUAUAUUUGUUUAGCGAUUGCAUUAAAAAAAAUGAAUAGAUUUGAAGAAGCAUUGGAGUAUUAUGAUUCAGCUAUUCAGAAAAACCCAGAAAAUGCAGAUUUUUAUAAAGGCAAAGGUAUAAUUUAAUGAUGUAUAUAUUUGUUUAGCGAUUGCAUUAAAAAAAAUGAAUAGAUUUGAAGAAGCAUUGGAGUAUUAUGAUUCAGCUAUUCAGAAAAACCCAGAAAAUGCAGAUUUUUAUAAAGGCAAAGGUAUAAUUUAAUGAUGUAUAUAUUUGUUUAGCGAUUGCAUUAAAAAAAAUGAAUAGAUUUGAAGAAGCAUUGGAGUAUUAUGAUUCAGCUAUUCAGAAAAACCCAGAAAAUGCAGAUUUUUAUAAAGGCAAAGGUAUAAUUUAAUGAUGUAUAUAUUUGUUUAGCGAUUGCAUUAAAAAAAAUGAAUAGAUUUGAAGAAGCAUUGGAGUAUUAUGAUUCAGCUAUUCAGAAAAACCCAGAAAAUGCAGAGUAUUAUAAAGGCAAAGGUAUAAUUUAAUGAUGUAUAUAUUUGUUUAGCGAUUGCAUUAAAAAAAAUGAAUAGAUUUGAAGAAGCAUUGGAGUAUUAUGAUUCAGCUAUUCAGAAAAACCCAGAAAAUGCAGAUUUUUAUAAAGGCAAAGGUAUAAUUUAAUGAUGUAUAUAUUUGUUUAGCGAUUGCAUUAAAAAAAAUGAAUAGAUUUGAAGAAGCAUUGGAGUAUUAUGAUUCAGCUAUUCAGAAAAACCCAGAAAAUGCAGAUUUUUAUAAAGGCAAAGGUAUAAUUUAAUGAUGUAUAUAUUUGUUUAGCGAUUGCAUUAAAAAAAAUGAAUAGAUUUGAAGAAGCAUUGGAGUAUUAUGAUUCAGCUAUUCAGAAAAACCCAGAAAAUGCAGAUUUUUAUAAAGGCAAAGGUAUAAUUUAAUGAUGUAUAUAUUUGUUUAGCGAUUGCAUUAAAAAAAAUGAAUAGAUUUGAAGAAGCAUUGGAGUAUUAUGAUUCAGCUAUUCAGAAAAACCCAGAAAAUGCAGAUUUUUAUAAAGGCAAAGGUAUAAUUUAAUGAUGUAUAUAUUUGUUUAGCGAUUGCAUUAAAAAAAAUGAAUAGAUUUGAAGAAGCAUUGGAGUAUUAUGAUUCAGCUAUUCAGAAAAACCCAGAAAAUGCAGAUUUUUAUAAAGGCAAAGGUAUAAUUUAAUGAUGUAUAUAUUUGUUUAGCGAUUGCAUUAAAAAAAAUGAAUAGAUUUGAAGAAGCAUUGGAGUAUUAUGAUUCAGCUAUUCAGAAAAACCCAGAAAAUGCAGAUUUUUAUAAAGGCAAAGGUAUAAUUUAAUGAUGUAUAUAUUUGUUUAGCGAUUGCAUUAAAAAAAAUGAAUAGAUUUGAAGAAGCAUUGGAGUAUUAUGAUUCAGCUAUUCAGAAAAACCCAGAAAAUGCAGAUUUUUAUAAUGGCAAAGGUAUAAUUUAAUGAUGUAUAUAUUUGUUUAGCGAUUGCAUUAAAAAAAAUGAAUAGAUUUGAAGAAGCAUUGGAGUAUUAUGAUUCAGCUAUUCAGAAAAACCCAGAAAAUGCAGAUUUUUAUAAUGGCAAAGGUAUAAUUUAAUGAUGUAUAUAUUUGUUUAGCGAUUGCAUUAUUUAAAAUGAAUAGAUUUGAAGAAGCAUUGGAGUAUUAUGAUUCAGCUAUUCAGAAAAACCCAGAAAAUGCAGAUUUUUAUAAUGGCAAAGGUAUAAUUUAAUGAUGUAUAUAUUUGUUUAGCGAUUGCAUUAUUUAAAAUGAAUAGAUUUGAAGAAGCAUUGGAGUAUUAUGAUUCAGCUAUUCAGAAAAACCCAGAAAAAGCAGAGUAUUAUUAAGGCAAAGGUAAUUACUAAACUUUAAUUUUUAAAGCCAAUACUUUAUACCUAUUAAGAAAUUUUGAUUCAGCACAAAAAUAUUGUGAUUAUGCAAUUUAGAGGGACAAUAAUAAUCCCAAUUAUAAAUUAUUCUAAAGUAAUAUUCAUAAAUUAUAAAUAGGUUUAUUAUAAAUUUCGAAACACAAUAAAUAUUGA
This is a messenger RNA of Paramecium primaurelia, 2824 nucleotides long. The record is from the annotation of a GenBank genome assembly. Lineage: Eukaryota; Ciliophora; Oligohymenophorea; Peniculida; Parameciidae.